This is a messenger RNA of Leishmania braziliensis MHOM/BR/75/M2904, 720 nucleotides long. RefSeq lists its product as hypothetical. Bases 1 to 720 code for a protein of 239 amino acids. The transcript has a single exon. The record is from RefSeq and is a predicted model, not a curated record. Lineage: Eukaryota; Euglenozoa; Kinetoplastea; Trypanosomatida; Trypanosomatidae.
AUGACAUUCGUGUUUGAAGCUCGACGGAUGCCCUUUGGCAGCAUCUCUGAGACGUAUGCGGCCCGCCUCCAGCCCAUCGUUGCUCUGCAUGCGCUGGACGAGUUACCUUUGUGGGACCGGUGCAUGCUGGUCGCGGUGCUGCCGGUCGUGCAACAGCGCCACGCGGCCAGCUCCGCAGCAGCGCCGCAAUCGACGGUGGUGUCCUCACCAACGCUCACGGUGGACGUUGGCAACAAUGCAGAUGCCGCCGCUGCUACCGUAGUUGUCGCUUCCCUGCCCUCUGCAAGAACACGAACAGCAAGUAAUGAGGAGAAGCUCAGGGUGUCACCGGGGCUGGCGGGUGCGCCGCUUCUCGAGGAUGUCGCCCUGACAUUGACCAUUGUCCGCGCCUUGGAUGAACUGGAGGUGGUGUACGACUCCAUUAUCAGUACACGAGCGGAGCAGCAGCAGCAGCAGCAGCCUGUGUCCGGUGUGCCCGCCGCAGCGGCGCCACGCCGCGCCUUCGCACAGCCGAAGAAGACGUCGGAGGAGAUUCUCAUGGAGCAACUCCUGCAGGAGCGCUUCAGUGACACGACCUCGUAUCUCCCAGAUAGCAACAGCGACGAUGGCGAGAAUGGCGCCGAGGAGGUGGUUGAUGUGGCCAUGUGUUUCACCAUCAAGGGAGAGAGCCUGGGCAUCGGGUCCGCAAAUGUGUUCGGUGGGCAUGGCUAUCACCCCUGA